Molecule: messenger RNA, 846 nt
Organism: Megalops cyprinoides (Indo-Pacific tarpon)
Lineage: Eukaryota; Metazoa; Chordata; Actinopteri; Elopiformes; Megalopidae
Product: macrophage mannose receptor 1-like
Exons: 4
Coding region: 1-846 (281 amino acids)
Source: RefSeq, a predicted model, not a curated record
AUGAUUGUGUUCUCAGGGCUCUGCACACCGUGUUCCUGCCUCUCUCAUCAGUAUCACUUUGUGAACAUAGAGAAGAGCUGGACUGAAGCACAGAGUUACUGCAGACAGAACUACACUGACCUGGCCACCAUAGACAGCACAGAGGAAAUGAACAGCCUGAUGGAAGCUGUAGGCAGUGCUGAUGUUAAAGAAUAUGCCUGGAUAGGACUGGAGAGGGGAAGCUCCUGGAAGUGGCAGUGGUCUCUGGCGGACCCAGGUUUCUACAGACAGGGGGAGACUGAGUUUAGGAACUGGAACACUGGACAACCAAACAACUAUGGAGGGAGACAGAACUGUGUAGGAAUGAGAGACAGCGGCAAAUGGAAUGAUCUUCCGUGUGAAGAUUCAACUGACGCUGGAUUCUUCGUCUGUUAUCAUGGUGGAGAGCGCAGUAACCAGAGUUACAUACGGAUUAACGAAAGUAGCAAGAAUUGGACUGAGGCUCAGAGAUACUGCAGAGAGAAACACACAGACCUGGUCAGUGUGAGGAACCAGACUGAGAACGAGGAGGUAAAGCGCUUGUUACCAGCCAGUACAUGGGUGUGGAUCGGCCUGUACAGAGACUCCUGGAAGUGGUCCGACCAGAAGAACUCUUCAUUCCGCAACUGGAGUUCAGGAGAACCUAAUAAUGCAGGAGGGCAGGAGAGCUGUGAGACUCAAACCCCGCCCCCUCAGAGACAGGCCUUCAGUCCAGUACAGGUGCGGAGGAAGCUGAUUGAGAAGGGCAUGCCAGAGGACGUCAGAGUGAUGUGGAAAAGACAGCCAAACGGAGACGUGUUCCGCGUGGAGAAAAGAAAGAAGCCGUAA